GCAGAGGGUGCGAGCUUGAAGGCGGGAAAAUACGGAAUGGAGCGACAGGGAGUGGACGUGCCCCAUGUGAAAUGCAAAGACCAGGAACCGCAGCCCUUGGGGGAGAGCAAGGAGCAUCCGCGGUGGGAAGAGAACUGCGAGGAGGAAGCUGGUGGAGGGCCAGCUAGUGCCAGUUGCCAGCUGACGGUCCUGGAAGGGAAGUCGGGACUCUACUUCUCCUCUCUGGACUCAAGCAUUGACAUCCUGCAGAAGAGAGCCCAGGAGCUGAUCGAAAACAUCAACAAGAGCCGGCAAAAGGACCAUGCACUCAUGACCAACUUCAGGAACAGCCUGAAGACCAAGGUUUCGGAUCUGACAGAGAAAUUAGAGGAGAGGAUCUAUCAGAUUUAUAAUGACCACAACAAGAUCAUCCAGGAAAAGCUCCAAGAGUUCACCCAGAAAAUGGCAAAGAUCAGCCAUUUGGAGACAGAGCUCAAACAAGUCUGCCACAGCGUGGAGACUGUGUACAAAGACCUGUGUCUCCAGCCUGAGCAGAGCCUAAGACUCAGAUGGGGGCCAGACCACUCUAGGGGAAAGUCCCCACCACGUCCCGGCAACUCACAGCCCCCAGACGUGUUCGUUUCUUCUGUGGCUGAAACUACUUCUCAGGCCACUGCUUCAGAAGUACAGACCAACAGAGAUGGUGAAUGCUGACAGCUGCCGGGAGACUCACGCCUUAGUGACAGUCUCCAGGAGAAGACUGUGAGGCCACCAUUUGGGCCACACUGAGAAAUUGUUUUUCAUGGUUCUAUAAUGCAUCUUGGCAGAAAAAAACAAAAACCCAAAGCUCCUUGUGCUGAACUCCCAAAAUGUAGCAAGUCCAGCCCCUGCCAUAGGCCCAGGCUUCGUGCUCCCCACCCUUGGCAAGUUCUCCCCACCCCCAGCCCCACAGUUUAUUAAAUGUUUGAUUUUCAACCUGGCCACGCUUCCUUGCCACAGAGGCUGAAAGCACCCCUGAGCUCCAAGGAAACACAGCAAGCCCUUUCUUACCCUCGGGAGGGAUAGGAGGGACAGCACAUCGGAAGAGCAGUCACUUGCCUCAGCUGACCUCUGCCCAUCUGAAGCCGCCUCUCCCAGAGAAUCCCACACCCCAUGCCCUGGUGUCUCAUCCUUUGCUCCUCCCCAGCUCCUUGAAGCAGAAGGCAGAUUGUAGCCUCCUUUUUAGAGCCAAUUCUGUUUACUUCCUAAAGUACAAACCUAUUUUUUUUA
Messenger RNA from Homo sapiens (human), 1248 nucleotides. RefSeq names its product synaptonemal complex central element protein 2 (gene SYCE2). The transcript is spliced from 6 exons. Gene Ontology annotation, cellular component: central element; chromosome; nucleus. Gene Ontology annotation, biological process: synaptonemal complex assembly. The coding region runs from base 37 to 693 and encodes 218 amino acids. The record is from RefSeq and is marked reviewed. NCBI's taxonomy places the organism in Eukaryota, Metazoa, Chordata, Mammalia, Primates, Hominidae.